Molecule: messenger RNA, 2374 nt
Organism: Amyelois transitella
Lineage: Eukaryota; Metazoa; Arthropoda; Insecta; Lepidoptera; Pyralidae
Gene: RIOK1
Product: serine/threonine-protein kinase RIO1
Exons: 4
Coding region: 143-1729 (528 amino acids)
Biological process (GO): maturation of SSU-rRNA
Cellular component (GO): cytosol; preribosome, small subunit precursor
Molecular function (GO): ATP binding; protein serine/threonine kinase activity
Source: RefSeq, a predicted model, not a curated record
CCAUCCAAUCCAUGUGCUUGUUGUUGCUGUCGGUCGGUUAUAGGUAUUAUUUGUGUUGUCGUAUUGUUCAGUUAAAGUAAAAAUACAUCCUACCUUUGGUAACUACUAAACUGUUAAAUUGGAAAACCGAGACGCUUUUACAAUGUCUGACGGUUCGGAUGGUCAAUUUAGCGAUUACGAAGAAGAUUUAUCAGCUAAGGUUAAGUCAGUGCGAUUUGGUGACUUGCCAUCUUAUAGAGAAGAAAAGUUAGCCAACAAAAAUGAAGAAAAUAGUGAUGUUGAGUAUGAAGAUGAGUAUGACAUUGAUUCAGAUGAAUACUUUUUCGACUAUGAUGAUGAUGGCUUUAGUAUACAAAAAAGAGACAGUGCCAAUCCUCAACCCCCUUCCAGUAAAAUCAACACAUACCAACCUUCAGAAAAAUUAUUCAAGAAAUAUGUCAACAAGAUUAAUAUUGAUAAAUAUGAACCAAAAGCACAAAUUGUUCUUGAUCAUAGUGAAAGGAAGGCUGAAAAUGACAGAAUUAAAAUUCGGGAUAAAGAAGACAGAGCAACUGUGGAACAGGUUUUGGAUCCUCGUACAAGGAUGAUCCUUUUCAAACUUCUUAGUCAAGGGUAUAUAGAAGAAAUUAAUGGCAGCAUAUCAAUGGGUAAAGAAGCAAAUGUUUUUCGAGCAACUACUAAAGAUGGUAGUCUUUGUGCCUUAAAGAUUUUCAUGACUUCCAUUCUUCCGUUCAAAGACCGAGACAUAUAUGUUGAUGGAGAGUUUCGUUAUAGACAUGGGUACUGUAAAAAUAAUAAUUAUAAAAUGGUCUGUAAUUGGGCCCAUAAAGAAAUGAGGAACCUACAAAGAAUGCACAAAGCCGAAUUGAGUGUCCCAGAACCCAUUGUAUUAAGACGACAUGUGAUAUUGAUGAGUUUUAUAGGGACCGAAGGACAAUGUGCUCCUAAGUUAAGAGAUAUAGAUAUUCCUCAAUCAGUUGCAAGAGUUUUGUACAGAGACUGUGUUAUAAUGAUGUGGAAGAUGUUCAACAUUUGUAAAUUGGUGCAUGCUGAUUUGUCAGAAUUCAAUCUGCUAUAUCACCUUGGUAAUCUUGUUGUUAUUGAUGUGUCGCAGUCGGUUGAACAUGACCAUCCUCAUGCAUAUGACUUUUUAAAAAGAGAUUGUACAAAUAUAUCUAAAUUCUUCAGAAAAAAAGGGGUGGCUACAUUAACUGUAAGGGAAUUGUUUGACUUCAUUACGGAUAUUACAAUAACUGAAGAUAAUAUGGAAGAUUAUCUUGAGAAAUUAUCAGAAAAAGCAUCAUUAAGGAACAUAAAUGACAUGUCUGCUCAGGAAAUGAUUGAGGAAGAAGUGUUUAAGAAUAUGUAUAUUCCAAAGAGGCUUAAUGAGGUUAUAAAUUACGAACGUGACAUCAAAAAGGCUAAGGAUGGUGAGGCCGAUGACCUCAUGUACAAGAAGAUAGUCGGUUUCAAUGAAAAACUUGGAACGGUAGACACGCCAGAAAUAUUACAAGACAAUAGCGUGUCUGACAGCGAGUCUGAUAGUGAAGAGGAGGAGGAAAAUAAAGAAACAAGCAAAUUUAAAAACAACGCCAGACCUCGCGACGAAUCACCAAACAGUAAGAAGGCUAGAAAGAAAGCCGUCAAAGAAGAAAAAGCAGAGAAAAGGAAAACUAAAACUAAGAAACAUAUUAAAAAGAAGAGGGACAAAGGAUUUAAUAGGAAAUGAUUUUUUUAAUAAUUGGCAAAGAAUUUUAUGAAAUUAAUUUUUUUCUGAAAGUAGAACUAUAUUUCAACGCGCCCUAGUUUUUUUGUGUUUUGUGAAGAUUUUCAUUCUUUAAAUCAAUCUUGUGAUGCUGAGCAUGACGUUAUAUUCUUGGAAGGUCAUUACAAUAUAUAUUUUAUUACAUUAUGUAUUUUAUUAGGUUUUUGCUCAAUUUUACUUCUUAUUAGUAGUUGUACAGUUACCUAGAGUUGCUCGGAAUAUGAUGUCACGCGGACGACGAUACUUAUUAUAUAUUUAUUAUAAAAAAUCUUCCCAAAACACUGAAGAAGUUUCUAACAAGAUCAUUUAUAUUUUUAUUUUAGGAAAAAUAUAAAAAGCCAUAGAUUGAUAAGGGUGUUACAGUACCCACUAUUUUAUAUCAACUAUCAAAUAUAAUAAUCAUUAUUUAUAUCUAUCCUCUAUGGUGCUCUAUAUGGUUUAUGUUUUAGACUAUAUUGUAGAAUAAGAAAUAUAAAACAUAUUGACAUGAUAAACGCCAGUAAAGUUGAUAAAUAUAUUAUUAUAAUUCAUAAUGACUAUAAAUUCGUCCUAUAUAAUUAUUAAGAUUACAUGUGUAUGAUUAAAUAAAACUAGUUUUAUAUUUUAAAA